Messenger RNA from Soboliphyme baturini, 296 nucleotides. Lineage: Eukaryota; Metazoa; Nematoda; Enoplea; Dioctophymatida; Soboliphymatidae. The record is from the annotation of a GenBank genome assembly.
AUGCUCUCAAAUUGUGUUGUUCGUUACGUUUUAAACGAAAAUAAGCUGAAAGAAACUGACAACCUGUGGAAGGAGUUUCAGAGCCCCGAAGGCGCAAACGAAAUUUUGAAGGAAGUGGCUUUCAAGAAGUUCAAGGAUACGACUGAGGCGCUUCAGGCCACUUGUUCUUUGGCGGACGGUAAAAUUGGAAAAGCGCUCAGAAAACUGUUGAAAAAAUGGGUACUGCCUGAAGUUCAAGAAACGCUGGCGGUUGCUGAUACAAAACUUGCAGCCAUAAUUAAAGUUCGUGCUUGAAA